Molecule: messenger RNA, 1197 nt
Organism: Camelina sativa (false flax)
Lineage: Eukaryota; Viridiplantae; Streptophyta; Magnoliopsida; Brassicales; Brassicaceae
Product: syntaxin-52
Biological process (GO): intracellular protein transport; vesicle fusion
Cellular component (GO): SNARE complex; membrane; endomembrane system
Molecular function (GO): SNARE binding; SNAP receptor activity
Source: RefSeq, a predicted model, not a curated record
AUCUCAACCCUAACUUUAUCCAAUCAGUAUUACAUCCAAACGGUAAAAAUAAUCUUGGGAUAAAAUAGAAACUUUUGUUGGCGUUUCUACAGAUUUUUUAUUGGACCAAACAUAUUCAUAACUUUCGUUUUGAGACUCCCCCGGCGCCGGUAAAGUCAGCAAGAGCACCGACGAUCGCGUUUCAGAUCGUCAAAAAGUAGAAGGAACACCCGCGCGCGAGAAAUCACCCAGGGUGCAACGAUUUUGUAGGGUCAAUGGCGUCUUCUUCGGAUGCUUGGAUGAGAGAUUACAAUGAGGCUUUGAAACUCUCUGAGGACAUUAAUGGCAUGAUGUCUGAAAGGAAUGCCUCCGGGUUAACCGGGCCUGAUGCUCAACGUCGUGCCUCAGCCAUACGAAGAAAGAUCACCAUCUUGGGGACCCGAUUAGACAGUUUACAGUCCCUUCUUGUUAAGGUUCCUGGGAAGCAGAAUGUUUCUGAUAAAGAGAUGAAUCGUCGCAAGGAUAUGGUUGGGAAUUUGAGAUCAAAAACAAAUCAGGUGGCCUCUGCUUUGAAUAUGUCAAACUUUGCAAACAGAGACAGCUUGCUUGGUCCAGAUAUAAAGCCGGAUGAUGCGAUGAAAAGAGUCUCUGGCAUGGAUAACCAAGGAAUUGUUGGAUUUCAACGGCAAGUUAUGAGAGAACAAGACGAGGGACUUGAGAAGUUGGAGGAGACAGUCAUGAGUACCAAGCACAUUGCUCUCGCUGUCAACGAGGAGCUCACUCUGCAGACAAGGCUUAUUGAUGACUUAGAUUACCAUGUAGAUGUCACUGACUCUCGCUUACGGCGUGUGCAAAAGAGCCUUGCCGUGAUGAACAAGAGCAUGAAAAGUGGUUGCUCAUGCAUGUCCAUGCUUAUAUCUGUGCUUGGAAUCGUUGGUCUAGCUCUUGUGAUUUGGCUGCUGGUUAAGUAUCUGUAAUGUUAGCAUGGUGGUAACUUGUGAAAGCUGAUCCUGUGCUCUCAGCCUCUCCUCUGCGCUGCUUAAUGGUUGUAAUCUAUUCCUUGUUUCGAUAUUUAUGCUCCUUUCCUUCCAUUGCAAAGUUUAAUACCGCAGCGUGUAAGAAAACUCAAGAAGUAUAGAAUCUAUAUGGUAUGGCUCCAACUUGGUUUUCAAUUAAGAACUACUCGUGGUAGGACAAUGCAGAAACAGAAUUUUAGCA